AUGGGUCAAAUGUGUAGGGGAAUGGAAAUUGUCCUUCGAUCGGACAGUGUAACAUUGUACUUUGUACCCAAUCAACAGGUGUCCGAGAACAGCAUUCGGAUCAAGUCGAUCUCCUGGUGCUACUGCUGCUGCUGCUACUGCAUCGUCCUGUUUCUUGAAUUUGUUGGAAAUUUCAUUGAUUAUCUGAUGCAUUUCAGGCUACCGGAUGACCAGAACACGUCGACAACGUUUCGCUCGGCAGGCACUCUGGUACUCGCGGAGCACAGCGUCGAUACGUUGAAUUCGAUCACGUUGAAUGCUGUUACGGCAGCUACGAAGCUGGGCGCCGAAGUGUCGGUUGUGGUGGCUGGCGCAAAUGUGGCCAAAGUUGCCGAACAGGUUGGUCAUUGCUAUCGCACCUUUAAUCACACCGGCACAAAUGACGCUGCACUGGAUGUCCAUAUUCCCAGGAUUGCGCAUGGGAGCCCUUCCCAACGUUAUGAAAACCAACAAUACUGUCCAGGAGGAGCUAGCUCUGAUUUGUUUUGGAAUAUCAGGUACAUUGGCGGAUCCAGGAGGGGGGCGACGGGUUUUCCGCCCCUCUCUCCUCCUCCAAGGGCAUAG
Messenger RNA from Gongylonema pulchrum, 603 nucleotides. The record is from the annotation of a GenBank genome assembly. NCBI's taxonomy places the organism in Eukaryota, Metazoa, Nematoda, Chromadorea, Rhabditida, Gongylonematidae.